Messenger RNA from Chiloscyllium plagiosum (whitespotted bambooshark), 1404 nucleotides. Its product is annotated as transcription elongation factor A protein 3. The record is from RefSeq and is a predicted model, not a curated record. Lineage: Eukaryota; Metazoa; Chordata; Chondrichthyes; Orectolobiformes; Hemiscylliidae. Gene Ontology annotation, molecular function: nucleic acid binding; zinc ion binding. Gene Ontology annotation, cellular component: nucleus. Gene Ontology annotation, biological process: transcription elongation by RNA polymerase II; DNA-templated transcription.
GACACGCCUCUUUCUGCCCGAGAGCUCACCAUUAGCCCGGGUGACUUUUUUUUCCAAAAAAAUGUUUAGUUUUGAUUUCGAUCUUUCGAAUGUAGUGAUUGUAAUGUAAUUGUGCAUUUUGCGGAUUUAUGCAGGAGAGAGAGCACCAUGGGAAGAGAGGAAAACCUCAUCAGAAUUGCCAAAAAGCUGGAUAAGAUGGUAUCGAGGAAGAGUAUGGAUGGUGCUCUGGAUCUGCUCCAGGAACUGCGAGGUGUAAAGAUGACUCUAAAGUUGUUGCAGAGUACAAAAAUUGGCAUGUCUGUAAAUGCAAUUCGUAAGCAUAGCACGGAUGAGGAAGUCAUCGCGCUCGCUAAAAUCCUCAUCAAAAACUGGAAGAAGCUUCUAGCCUCAGAAAUUCCAGCUGAUCACAAGGCUGUGAAAGCAGCAGGAAAGGAGGGUGAGAAGAAAGACAAAGCACCAACUGUGUCCCCAGCACCCCGAAAACAUCACGAAGAGAAAUGUGUGGAGAGGCAAGAUUUAUUCAGCUCCAAGCCUCCACUGACAACUUCACCCAUGUCCAGGAAGAACUCCACAGAUGGACAGCGGGACCAUCAGAGACGUGAUUCCUCGAGCUCGAUGUCACCAAUGACUCUUUCACCUAUGUCCAGGAAAAACUCUACAGAUACUGAAGAGAGGAAGGAUUCAUACAACAGCAAAUCAUCAACAGUGACCUCGCCAGCUCGAAGAACUUCAGUGGAUAGUUCGAAAGAAGAAAGUGGUGUUGGCAGCAAGGGAAAGAUGGAAUCACCUUCCACACCUACUAGCCCUACCUUCUCCACACCAACUAUCCUCCCUCCUUUCUUGUCAACUGGGGAGUCCAUCCGUGACAAAUGUAUAGAGAUGUUAAUAGCAGCUUUGAAGACUGAUGAUGAUUACAAGGACUAUGGUGUGAACUGUGACAAGAUGGGUGCUGAAAUUGAAGACUAUAUCUACCAGGAGUUUCAGAAAACAGACAUGAAAUACAAAAACCGUGUUCGAAGCAGAAUAAGUAACCUGAAGGACCCAAAGAACCCUAACCUGAGAAAGAAUGUGUUGGCUGGUGCGAUUGACUUGUUCCAUCUGGCAAAGAUGACUGCAGAGGAGAUGGCCAGUGAUGAGUUGAAGGAGCUUCGCAAUGUGAUAACCAAAGAAGCUAUCAGGGAACAUCAAAUGGCAAAGACGGGUGGAACUCAGUCUAAUCUUUUUCAAUGUGGAAAAUGCAAGAAGAAAAAUUGUACCUAUAACCAGGUCCAGACCCGUAGUGCUGAUGAACCAAUGACCACGUUCGUCCUGUGUAAUGAAUGCGGAAACCGCUGGAAGUUCUGCUGAUCGAACAGGACACAAACAUUUUCACGACCAUUUGAAUUACGGCCUUCUGUGAGGAGA